Molecule: messenger RNA, 629 nt
Organism: Ipomoea triloba (trilobed morning glory)
Lineage: Eukaryota; Viridiplantae; Streptophyta; Magnoliopsida; Solanales; Convolvulaceae
Product: heat shock factor-binding protein-like
Exons: 5
Coding region: 137-403 (88 amino acids)
Biological process (GO): cellular heat acclimation
Cellular component (GO): nucleus; cytosol
Molecular function (GO): transcription corepressor activity
Source: RefSeq, a predicted model, not a curated record
GAAUUCAAAUUUUCAUCUCAAACUUCAUCUUCCUUGAAAAGUUGCCUUUCGUGAGUCUCGUCUCUCGCUCAAACAUCAGAGAACUGGUUAAACAGCCUCCCGUUGCGAUUUGGAGGUUGAGAAGAACUUGGAAAAUAUGGAUGGGCAUGAUGCAGACAGUUCGAAGCAAAGCACUGCCGAUAUGACUAUCUUUGUACAGAAUCUUCUUCAGCAAAUGCAAACUAGGUUCCAGUCAAUGUCAGAAUCUAUCAUUUCAAAAAUUGAUGAGAUGGGCAACCGGAUCGACGAACUGGAGCAGAGCAUCAAUGAUCUGAGAACAGAAAUGGGUCAAGAAGGGUCUCCGUCGCCUUCAGCAGCAUUGAAGGCAAAGGAAGAACCCAAGUCAGGUGAUGGUUCUGCAUGAAUGAAUAUGCAUGUUAUGUUUCCUGGAAUUGGAGGGUUUUGGUUUGGCCUGGAUUCUAGUUAAUUAUUUCCUUAUUUGUAUUCUUUCUGGAGUGCCAUUUGAUACUUGAUGAUGAGAUGUAUAAUUUUAUGUUAGUGUCGUGUGCUUUGAGAGUUGUACGCAAAGCUGUGAUCUUGGUUUUUGAGUUACAUUUUUUAAUUGAUAAACUUAGGGUAUGUUUGGUUCA